Molecule: messenger RNA, 345 nt
Organism: Symbiodinium sp. CCMP2592
Lineage: Eukaryota; Dinophyceae; Suessiales; Symbiodiniaceae
Source: the annotation of a GenBank genome assembly
AUGCUGCAGCCAGCUGGGCAGGUCGGAGCCCAGUGGAGCAAAGAGGCAUUGUUUCAGGCCUUUCGGCGGUUUGGACCGUCUGGACAGCGCCAAGAACCGAUUCAAGCGCUACUUCAAGCAAGAGGGCGUGAGAAUGUGAGCGACAAUGCCACAGCAUCCCACAGUGAAUCUCUGGCACUCCAGGAGUCCAGCCGCUUUGUGGUGCCCCUGGACCUCCAAGACCGCGAGUCAGCAGGCGACGAAGCGACGAGCCAAGUGGAGACGAAGACAACUGAGCCAACUGCGCAGCAUUGGGCUCAGCUGAAUGUCAGCAUCGUGCAUGGCAGACAUGUGGAUGCCUUGUGA